Messenger RNA from Penicillium daleae, 2550 nucleotides. RefSeq names its product putative TBC domain protein. Bases 1 to 2550 code for a protein of 849 amino acids. The transcript has 2 exons. The record is from RefSeq and is a predicted model, not a curated record. NCBI's taxonomy places the organism in Eukaryota, Fungi, Ascomycota, Eurotiomycetes, Eurotiales, Aspergillaceae.
AUGGUCGGUGAGCGUCCUGCAUCGUUAUCGCCAGUGGGUUCGGAGUUGCGCCCGGCGACUCAAGCUGUGCCCUUUGACGAGACUGUCGCAGCCCAGCGACCCGCUGCUAUUCGUUCAGUCUCACUGCCCACGCCGUCGGACACGCCACUCGAACCUAAUGGCCGGUCUUUCAGCACCAGCGCUGCCUCUCCUGAACCCAACGAUCGUCCCUCGACAGCCCACUCCGUAUGCAACACGAAACAAAAUGGAGGACUGACGCCGCCAACUCCAGCUGGCGAGGACAUAGAAACACCAAGGUCGGAGGAUGAUCAUUGGGUAAUGCCUUCGGUGCGCAGUGUGCCCAGCAUUGUGAUCAAUGACAGCUCGCGUCCGGUCUCGCGGCCAGGUUCUCGAUGGUCGGAGCGCAAGUGGGGUGGAUUGAGAAAGAGGUCAGCAGAGUUGGAACGCAAGAUGAGCACGGAGGAACUUCCUCCUGUGCCUCAGAUCGAACCAGAGUUUAGUGGAAUCAGCUUGGAUAUACCGACGGCAUCCCUGGGCGGGUUGGGACAGGGUAUGAAAUUUUCGACUCGUGGCAGCCUCAUCAGAGACCGAUUGAAGCGUCCAUAUCCUGCCUUACCUAAGGAGAAACAACCAGAGGAACCGUCUGAAAGAAUAUCGGCACCGCCCGCAGAGGAGAUAUCUGUCGAACGAGUCGCAGAUACAGACGCAGGAUCAAAAGUCACAGCGUCGAUGCCAUCUUACAAGGAGGAGACAAAUCAUGAAAAGCAAGGCACGACGAAUGGUCAGAAGGAAGAUGCGACAAAUGGCGCUCCCAAGGCAGUGCCCCGUGCCAGACCACAGAGUACCCUUCGCCCAAGGCAGACGAGCCUCCAGAGUAGAGCCAUCUCCGCAGACGAGGAUAUGCUGUCCCGACGAGUUCGGCUGAUGUAUGAGAAGGGUGACGACAAUGUCACCGAUGCGGAGGUUGCAAAGGCAAUGGCAUCUGACAAUGGCGUCCUCUGGGAAGAGCCGACCACCCCCGGCAUUGAGACUGCUUCCACACCUGCCCCAGAGGUAAACGGAACGGACCUCAAGGGCCGAGCCUCUGAAGAAGUGGAGCGCAUCAGGAUGAAGAGAGAGACAAGGGAACUAGCAGGGGGCAUCGAGUAUUGGCAAGAUGUGGGCGCCGGACAGGUUGAUCGCUAUGGCUUCAUUCAUGCAUCGGCCGAUGAGCCUCACCCCAUUCAAAGAGUGACCACGAGCCUUCUUCUUGCCUCCGAGACGCCUCGAAGGAAGCGCUCCAUUCGACCACCGACUGCCCGGCCCAGCAACCGCUCCUUUAGUGCUCGAUCCCCCACGCGCAACCCCUCCCAGAGCUCUGCGACUGGUCGUCCAACCUCGUCAGCAAGCACACGUAGUAUGCCAGUCCGUCGCUCCACAUCGCGUCUUCGUUCGGCGACGAACCAUCUCCCCCACAACAGGGACCGAAAGGUUAAGGACGAAGCCGGCGACAUGCUGACUCUUCCUGUGGAUGUCCUUGGCGAAGGCCAAGACACGGCUGCCGCGCGCGCGAUGCGAAGAAAGGAGUGGGAGCGCGAGGACAAGUGGACCAAAAUGGCGAAACCAGUUAAGAAAAGUCGUGAUGGCGGUGGCAUGAAAUUCGAAUUUGACACACAUAGCACCAAAUUGAUCGAGCGGACGUGGAAGGGCAUCCCCGACCGGUGGCGCGCAACAGCUUGGUACUCGUUCCUGGAGAGCAGCGCAAAGCAUCAUGAAAACAGUCCCUCUGAUGACACGCUCGUUGCGGCCUUCCACGAUUACCAAUACAUCUCCUCCCCCGACGAUGUCCAGAUUGACAUCGAUGUGCCCCGCACGAUCACCAGCCAUAUCAUGUUCCGUCGACGGUAUCGUGGUGGACAAAGACUGCUGUUCCGUGUGCUUCAUGCGAUGUCGUUGUACUUCCCCGACACUGGCUACGUGCAAGGUAUGGCGGCUCUAGCGGCAACGUUGCUGGCAUACUAUGAUGAGGAGCAUGCCUUUGUCAUGCUGGCCCGACUUUGGCAGCUGCGUGGUCUCGAGGAGCUGUACAAGUCUGGCUUUGCAGGUCUCAUGGAGGCAUUGGGUGACUUUGAGCGAGAGUGGCUCGCUGGUGGUGAAGUAGCCUCGAAACUGAACGAAGUCGGGAUUCCUCCCACAGCCUACGGAACUCGAUGGUAUCUCACCCUUUUCAAUUACUCCAUUCCUUUCCCUGCCCAGCUUCGGGUGUGGGACGUCUUCAUGCUCCUCGGAGAUGCCGACGACCUCACUGCCACUGCCCGGCCAAACACCGCGUCCGGCAAGAGCAAGAAGGAUUUGCCUGUCCCCCGCUCUAGCACCUUUGGGCAAGGUCUCGACGUGCUCCAUGCAACCUCUGCAGCUCUCAUCGAUGGCAUGCGCGACAUAAUCCUCGAAUCCGAUUUCGAAAACGGCAUGAAAGUCCUCACCAGUUGGGUCCCAAUCAAGGACAUUGAAAUCUUCAUGCGUGUUGCCAAAGCGGAGUGGAAGGUCCACCGUCGCAAGAAGACGACAUAG